AUGCAUGUCCUUUUGUUCUCUCCUCACUUGUUUCUCUCUCACCUUUUCACCUCUUGAAAACCAACACAACCUCCAAACAAGAACAAGGAAACGCAUAGAGGAGGAGAAACAAAUCCAAAGCAAAGGCAAAAAAAGCAAAAUCCAUUUAUUCUAUGGCAGUUGAAGCUAGGCAUCUCAAUCUCUUUUCCCCUCAACUCUUAGGAAACAGGGAAAUGAUGAACCCUAUUGAAGCAAACGUGGGUUUCUACAACACCCAGAUGGGAUAUGGCGCGCCAUUGUCGGUGGCGACUGAAGCGCUGCUUCCGUUUUACGGUUCUAUAGUUGCUGAUUCGAUCCCUAACAAGGCUGCCGCAAUCAAAUCGGAAAGCACUCUGACCUACAAUAUUCCGGUGUCGAGAAAGCGGCCCAGAGAUUCCUUCAGCCCUCUUCUCUCCUUCCCUUCACUGCCGCUCCCUCAAUCCAACACCAAAGCCUCCACCCCUCUCUCCUUUCUUGGAAAUGAUAUCUCGCUUCAGAUCCAACAGCAACAAUUGGAUAUUGAUUGCCUCAUAUCCCAACAUAUGGAGAAAGUGAGGAUUGAGAUUGAGGAAAAGAGGAAAAGGCAAGCAAGGAGGAUAAUGGACGCUUUAGAGGAAGGAAUGAUGAAGAAACUCCGAGCCAAAGAAGAAGAAAUUGAGGAAAUCGGCAAACUCAAUUGGGAACUGGAGGAAAGAGUCAACUCCCUCUGCAUCGAGAACCAAAUUUGGCGAGACCUGGCCCAGACCAACGAGGCCACCGCCAACGCCCUCCGCACUAACCUCGAACAAGUUCUCGCGGCACAGGUCGUGAAGGAAGAGCGCACCUCGGUUGACGAGGCAGUUGUAGACGACGCACAGUCAUGCUGCGGGAGCAGUUGGGAGGAGGAGCGGCGCUCGGUUGCAGGGGAGGGAGGAGAGAGAAAGUUGGUCAAGGAUAAGGAUGGAGCAGCAGCAGCAGGGGAAGGUACGAGCAGGGUGUGCAGGAAUUGCAGGAAGGAGGAGUCGUGCGUGCUGCUUUUGCCAUGCAGGCAUUUGUGCUUGUGUACUGUGUGUGGGUCGAGUCUUCACGUCUGCCCCAUCUGUAAAUCCACCAAGACAGCUAGUGUUCAUGUUAACAUGUCCUAGAAAAAAAAAAGAAGAAAAUACUCUCAAAAAUUACCGAAAAGGAAAAAAAAAAUGUUCAAAAAUUUCAUUCCAAAUUUUGUAAUUAGUUUAUUCUUUUCAUCUUCCCCUAAUUUUCUGGUUUUUUUCUGUAGUUUAUGUGUUUGUGUGCACAAUCCAUAUGGCAUUUUAAUUU
Messenger RNA from Rubroshorea leprosula, 1314 nucleotides. NCBI's taxonomy places the organism in Eukaryota, Viridiplantae, Streptophyta, Magnoliopsida, Malvales, Dipterocarpaceae. The record is from the annotation of a GenBank genome assembly.